Molecule: messenger RNA, 1755 nt
Organism: Microthlaspi erraticum
Lineage: Eukaryota; Viridiplantae; Streptophyta; Magnoliopsida; Brassicales; Brassicaceae
Source: the annotation of a GenBank genome assembly
AUGUUUCUCGCCUUGGCUUUUGAUCUGAUUUCAGUUGAAAGUGGCCGGAUUGUGAUCACUGAUAUUCUUUGUAACAUGUUGAGAACGGUUAUCGCCACUACUCCGGAAGAUUUGCUCCCUACUCUUUAUCUUGCUUCGAAUGAGAUUGCCCCUGCUCAUGAAGGUGUAAAAUUGGGAAUUGGUAAGGGUUCCUCCAUUAUCAAGGCAAUCUCAGAGGCUUUUGGUAGAACUGAGGCGCAAGUUGUACAGCAGAAUACGGAACUGGGAGACUUGGGGCUUGUUGCCGAUACACUACGGCAAAUCGCAAAUGAAUCUGGAAAAGGUUGUAAGGAUAAGAAGAAGGAUCUAAUGAAGUCACUUCUUGUGGCAACAACAGAUUGUGAACCCCUUUACUUAACUCGUCUACUUCAGGAAAAUUUGCGGUUAGGGUUCUCACGUCAAACUGUUUUAGCUGCCUUGGGACAGGCCGCUGUAUAUAACGAAGAGCACUCUAAGCCACCCCGAAAUACGAAGAAUCCUUUAGAUGAGGCUGCAAAGAUUGUUAAAGAAGUAUUCUCUGUGUUUCCUGUCUAUGACAUUAUUGUUAGUGCUCUUCUAACUAGUGGUGUGUGGAAUCUUCCUAUGACUUGUACCUUUACACCGGGUAUUCCAGUUAGACCCAUGCUUGCAAAAGCAACUACAAGUGUAGAUCUGAUACUUAAGAAAUUCAGGGACACCGUUUUCACAUGCGAAUACAAAUAUGAUGGUGAACGUGCGCUGAUACAUUAUAUGGAGGAUGGUACAUUCGAGAUAUUCAGUAGACAUGCUGAACGGAACACUGGGAAGUACCCUGAUGUUGCGCUUGUGUUAUCAAGGUUAAAAAAGCCCUCUGUGAAAUCUUUUAUUCUGGAUUGCGAGGUUGUUGCCUUCUAUAGGGAGAAAAAUAAACUUCUACCACUCCAGACUUUGAGCACUCGAGCCCAUAAAAAUGUGAACGUCAGUAAUAUCAAGGUUGACGUAUGCAUCUUUGCUUUUGACGUGUUAUAUCUAAAUGGCCAACUACUUAUCCAAGAGAAUCUGAACAUUCGCCGAGAGAGGCUAUACGAAUCAUUUGAGGAAGAUCCUGGGUAUUUCCAGUUUGCAACUGCUCUAACAUCCAGCGAUAAUGGUGAAAUACAAGAGUUUCUUAACGCUUCUGUUGACAUUGGCUGUGAAGGUUUAAUGAUUAAAACAUUGUACUCGGAUGCCACCUAUGAGCCUGCAAAGCGAUCAAAUAAUUGGCUAAAACUGAAGAAGGAUUAUAUGGACAGCAGCAUUGGGGAUUCUGUGGAUCUUGUACCAAUCGCUGCUUUCCAUGGACGCUUCUUUGGUGCAUUUUUACUAGCGUGCUAUGAUGUUGAUAAGGAAGAAUUCCAGAGCAUUUGUAAUAUUGGUACUGGAUUCUCCGAUGUGGAUCUUCAAGAGCUGUCUUCCAGUCUUUGCUCUAAAGUGAUUGCUACUCCAAAACAAUACUACCGAGUUGAUGACGGUCUCAAUCCAGAUGUUUGGUUCGAGCCCACCGAGGUGUGGGAAGUGAAAGCAGCUGACUUGACAAUAAGCCCUGUGCAUCGUGCAGCUAUCGGAAUUGUAGACCCUGAUAAGGGAAUUUCUCUACGUUUUCCUCGUCUAGUCCGUGUGAGGAAAGACAAGAAGCCAGAGGAAGCAACAUCAUCUCACCAGAUUGCUGAAAUGUAUCAAGCGCAGAAACUCAAUCAAGCCAAAGGUGACGACCAUUGA